This is a messenger RNA of Entelurus aequoreus (snake pipefish), 8322 nucleotides long. RefSeq names its product breakpoint cluster region protein-like. Gene Ontology annotation, cellular component: membrane. Lineage: Eukaryota; Metazoa; Chordata; Actinopteri; Syngnathiformes; Syngnathidae. Gene Ontology annotation, biological process: positive regulation of GTPase activity; intracellular signal transduction; protein phosphorylation. The coding region runs from base 427 to 4512 and encodes 1361 amino acids. The record is from RefSeq and is a predicted model, not a curated record. Gene Ontology annotation, molecular function: guanyl-nucleotide exchange factor activity; GTPase activator activity; protein serine/threonine kinase activity. The transcript has 23 exons.
GGCAAGCGUUCGGCAGGGAAAAAUGGAAUAAAAUGAACAAAGAACGCCGGAGAAAAAUGGAACGCGGAGCAAAAGGGCCGAGUCGGACUUGAUCAACAUGUCCGCUGCGGCGCUCGCUAACGUCGCGUCCUUGUGACUGGAUUCUCCUUCGAGCGUACAAAGGAGCAUCAGACGCACCUGAGAUUGCUGCCGAAUUCUCCGGAAGGACUCGGAGGAGCUUUCUGCGCGCACAAGUCAACAUUUGAUCCCGCGGUAAGCCAGAAAACCGGCAGCACUUGCACAUUGUGGACCUUUUCCUCCCAGGAGUCGUUUUUAACGAUGCUGGAAUCGUUUCCACGAUGAUCGCGGUCCUUUAAGGAUGUUUUCUUGCGACAUGGAGUGUCCUCCAUUGUUGUGAGCGUCUUUGACUGGAGCGCACACACCGACAUGGUGGAGCCGGUGGGGUUCAUCGAGGCGUGGAAGGCUCAGUUCCCGGAGUCGGAGCCCCCCAGGAUGGAGCUGAGGUCGGUGGGGGGGAUCGAACAGGAGCUGGAGAGAUGCAAGGCGUCCAUCAGGCGGCUGGAGCAGGAAGUCAACAAGGAGCGUUUCCGUAUGAUCUACCUGCAGACCCUCCUGGCCAAGGAGAGGAAAAGCUACGACAAGCAGCGUUGGGGCUUCAGGAAGACCCCGCUGAACGAGGGGGUGGACCCCGCCGCCACACAGGGGGCAGAGUCCCAGCAGCCGCACGUGCAGGAGACCGGAGGGGUGGGAUGCGCGGUCGGGGGCGGGUACCCCGCCGCCGGGGACCGGAGCCGAUAUCACGCUCACAUGGACGGAACGGGCAGAUCCAAACCGAGACCCCCGCCGGCGAGGAAGUCGGCCUCCCACGGCGACGGGCUGGAGUCGGCCUUUGAGGCGCCCCCUCAGGCCGAGUCAGCUUCCUGCGACAACCUGGACGGCCUCUCGCCCUCCAAGCAGAGAGGAGGCGUCUCCGUGUCGCCCAGAAGGCCCGCCCUGCCGCCCCCGGACAAGGAGCCGCCGUCCGACCCCAAAGACAAGCUGGGUAUGGGGCUCGGCGUGGCCGCCCUCAGGUCCAACUUUGAGAGAAUCAAGCGGGCCAACUCCCACUCGGUGGGCGACAAAGGUCAGGAGAAGCCGCCACCCCCUUUCUACUCCAACGUGGAGUUCCACCAAGACCGGGGGCUGGUCCGCGUCAACGAGCGGGAGAUCUCCGACAAAAUGGGUACGCUGGGGAGUCAGGCCAUGCAGAUGGAGAGGAAGCGCUCACUCCACUCCCUGCCGGGUAACCUGGCGACCGUGGCCGGCGAGCUCCGCGCCAGGCCCGUCUAUAGGGGGCGCUCCACCGAGAGCACCUGUGGGUAUGACGCCGAGUACGAGGACGGUGAGCCCGCACAGAGAACUCGAGCCAAUGGCGGGAAACCCCCGCCGCCGCCUUGGCAGCCUUCCGACUUCCAGGCCUACUCUAGCGUCUAUGUGGGCGGGGUCAUGAUGGGCGAGGGCGGCGUCGGCGGGGACGGCCGAGUCCAAAUGAGAGACCACGGCGGCGCCGACGACCACCUCCUCACCUGGCCCCGCCGCUCCUACUCGCCGGGGAGCUUCGAGGACGUGGGCGGAGGCGGCGGCUACACGCCGGACUGCAGCUCCAACGAGAACCUGACGUCCAGCGAGGAGGACUUCUCGUCGGGACAGUCCAGCCACGUGUCGCCCAGCCCCACCGCCGCCUUCCGCCGGCCCUUCCGCGAGAAGAGCCGCUCGCCGUCGCAGAACUCGCAGAACUCGCAGCACUCCUUCGACAGCAGCAGUCCGCCCACGCCGCAGUCGCAGAAGCGCCACCAGCGGCAGCAGGGCCCGCACCUGGUCAUGUCCGAGGCCACCAUCGUCAGCGUCCGCAAGACGGGCCAAAUAUGGCCGCCUGUCGGGCCCCAGCCCGGCAGGGCGGCGCAUGACAACAGUUACCACGGCGACCACCUGGACGGCCAUUACAGCGGGACUCCGCCCUCUUACGGCUACGACGCCGACCGCGCCGAGGAGCAGCGGCGCCACCACGACAUCCUGCCCUACAUCGACGACUCGCCCUCGUCCUCGCCGCACCUCAGCUCCAAGAGUCGCAGCAGUCGGGACACGCUCUCCUCGGGAUCCAUCGAGUCUGCCAAGUCGACGGAAUGUGAGCUGGAGAAAGGUCUGGAAAUGAGGAAGUGGGUUCUGUCUGGGAUCUUGGCCAGCGAAGAAACAUACCUCAGUCACCUGGAGGCGCUGCUGCUGCCCAUGAAACCCCUGAAGGCGGCGGCCACAACGUCCCAGCCGGUCUUGUCUCCGGCCCAGAUAGAAACCAUCUUCUUCAAGGUGCCAGAACUCUACGAGGUCCACAAGGACUUCUAUGACGGACUGCUCCCCCGUGUCCAGCACUGGACUCACCAGCAGAGGGUGGGAGACCUCUUCCAGAAACUGGCCAGCCAGCUGGGCGUGUACCGAGCGUUUGUGGACAACUACGAGCUGGCGGUGGACACGGCAGAGAAAUGUUGUCACGCCAACACCCAGUUUGCAGAAAUAUCAGAGAACCUGAAGGUCCGAAGUCCCAAAGACUGCAAGGAGCCCACGGCCAAGAACUCCCUGGAGGCCUUGCUGUACAAGCCAGUGGACCGAGUCACACGCAGCACGCUGGUGCUCCACGACCUGCUCAAGCACACGCCCACAAGCCACCCGGACCACCCGCUGCUGCAGGACGCCUUGCGCAUCUCGCAGAACUUCCUGUCCAGCAUCAACGAGGAGUCCACGCCACGCCGCCAGUUGAUGACCGUGAAGAAGGGCGAGAACCGCCAGCUGCUGAGGGACACCUUCAUGGUGGAGCUGGUGGAGGGAACCAGGAAGCUGCGCCACGUCUUCCUCUUCACCGACCUGCUGCUCUGCGCCAAACUGAAGAAGUCCAUGGCGGGCAAGAACCAGCAGUACGACAGCAAGUGGUACAUCCCCUUGAGCGAGCUCACCUUCCAGGGACCCGAGGAGGCCGAGCCCCUCAGCGUGCCCCAGGUCCCCGAUGAGGAGCUGGACGCCAUGAAGGUGAAGAUCUCCCACCUGCGCUGCGAGAUCCAGCGAGAGAAGAGCGCCAACAAGGGUUCAAAGGUCAUCGAGCGACUCCGGAAGAAGCUGUCGGAGCAGGAGUCGCUGCUGCUCCUGACCUCUCCCAGCAUGCACCUCAGAGUCUACAACAAGAGCGGCAAGAGCUUCAGCUUCCUGAUCUCGUCCGACUACGAGCGAGCCGAAUGGAAGGAGCUCAUCAGAAAGCAGCAGAAGAAAUGUCCCAAAGCCUCUCUGCUGACUUCCGUGGAACUUCAGAUGUUGACCAACUCUUGUGUCAAACUGCAGACAGUGCACCACAUCCCGCUGAGUGUCAAUCAGGAAGAGGACGAGAGUGCGGGUCUGUACGGCUUCCUGAACGUGAUCGUGCACUCGGCCUGCGGUCUGAAGCAGAGCCUGAAUCUCUACUGCACGCUGGAGGUGGACUCUUUCGGCUUCUUCUCCAACAAGGCCAAGACCAGAGUGUACCGAUACACCACCGAACCCAAAUGGAACGAAGAGUUCGAGAUCGACCUGGAGGGCUCGCAGACCCUGAGGCUGCUCUGCUACGAGAAGUGCUACAACAAGAGCAAGCACAGCAAAGAGGACGGAGGAGACGGCGCCGACCGCAUCAUCGCCAAAGGACAGAUCCCGCUGGUGCCACAAAUGCUGCAAGGCAAAGAGUGGCAGAGGACCAUCAUCCCUAUGACUGAGAUGGAAGUGAAAGUGUCCAUGAAGUUCACCAGCAGAGAGUUAAGUCUGAAGAAGAUGCCAUCACGGAGACCCAUGGGAGUGUUUGGAGUCAAGAUCUCCUCUGUCACCAAACGUGAGCGUUCCAAGGUGCCCUACAUCGUGCGACAGUGCCUGGAGGAGAUUGAGAGGCGGGGCAUGGAGGAGGUGGGCAUCUACCGAGUGUCGGGUGUGGCCACAGACAUCCAAGCCCUGAAGACGGCCUUCGACAGCAACAACAAAGAUGUUUCUGUCAUGAUGAGCGAGAUGGACGUCAACGCCAUCGCCGGCACCUUGAAGCUUUACUUCCGCGAGCUUCCAGAACCGCUCUUCACCGACGAGCUCUACCCCAACUUUGCAGGCGGCAUCUCUCUGUCAGACAGCGUCGCCAAGGAGAGCUGCAUGUUGAACCUGCUGCUGUCGCUACCCGAGCCCAACCUGGUCACCUUCCUCUUCCUCCUAGACCACUUGAAGAGGGUGGCGGAGAAGGAGUGCAUCAACAAGAUGUCCCUCCAUAACCUGGCUACAGUGUUCGGUCCUACGCUGCUGAGACCUGCAGAGAAGGACAGUAAGAUCCCAGCCAACCCCAGCCAGCCAAUCAGCAUGGGGGACAGCUGGUCCCUGGAAGUCAUGGCGCAGGUGCAGGUGUUGCUCUACUUCCUGCAGCUGGAGACCAUCCCCACGCCUGACAGCAAACGCCAGAGCAUCCUCUUCUCCACGGAGGUAUGAAGACCUUCUCCGCUCACCUCGCACCCAGACUCUGGUGGACUUUCAGGUCUCGGACCACCUCCGCCCCCCCACCCCCGAGUCAGCCUUGCAGUAUAGGGACGGGGUUCGUUGUCCUCCACAAGAGGGCGACAGUGAGACGACAGGUCCGCACCUUCCAUUGGGUCAGGAGGAAGAAGUCCUGGAGGGCAAGGCGGCCAUUAGUGCUACCUAGGUUUGUUUACACAGGAAGGCGGGUACAGUAGAUCCUCGCCACGGCACCAAGACUAUUUUUAUACUCUCUCACACACAUCAACACACUAACUUGCAGUCAUACAGACAACAUUCACACGUUGGCGUGCGAUACUGAUACCUGAUAUCGUGGCGAUAUCGCCAAAACAAAACCGAUUCACAUCCGAAUUGCGAUCCUUAUUCAUACUGAUUCUAAAUGGAUUCAUCAUUUUCAAAAAAAAAAUUGAAAAUUGUUUUUUUUAAAUAUCUUUGUAGGCUAUUUACUAGCAGCUACGCAACAGCUCAGCACACAAUAGCACACAAGCUAGACAUAGAUCAUAAUCGUUGAAAUAAAAGGGGACAUUUGUCAACACAAACCAGUAUCAAAUAGUCAUGUCUUACUCACACACCAGAAUAGCAGGUGUCCAGUAACAAACGUGUCCGCAUCGUAACUUGCUGCGUCAUGAGCUGAACUCCAUGAAUUAUUGUGACCACCAGGUGUUGAUAUCACAUUGCAUCAAUAUGAUUCCUGGUGAUAUCAAACUGGAUCAAUAUGAUUCCUGCUGAUAUCACAUUGAAUCAAUAUGAUUCCUGCUGAUAUCAUACUGGAUCAAUAUGAUUCCUGCUGAUAUCACAUUGGAUCAAUAGGAUUUCGGCUGAUAUCAUACUGGAUAAAUAUGAUUCCUGCUGAUGUACUGGAUCAAUAUGAUUCCUGCUGAUAUCACAUUAGAUCAAUAUUAUUUCUGCUAAUAUCAUACUGUAUCAAUAUGAUUCCUGCUGAUAUUAUGAUGGAUCAUUAUGAUUCCUGCUGAUAUACUGGAUCAAUAUGGUUCCUGCUGAUAUCACAUUGGAUCGAUAUGAUUCCUGCUGAUAUCAUACUGGAUUAAUAUGAUUCCUGCUGAUAUCUUACUGGAUCAAUAUGAUUCCUGCUGAUAUACUGCAUCAAUAUGAUUCCUGCUGAUAUCACAUUGGACCAAUAUUAUUCCUGCUGAUAUCAUACUGGAUCAAUAUGAUUCCUGCUGAUAUCUUACUGGAUCAAUAUAAUUCCUGCUGAUAUACUGGAUCAAUACGAUUCCUGCUGAUAUCACACUCGAUCAAUAUGAUUCCUACUGAUAUCAUACUGGAUCAAUAUGAUUUCUGCUGAUAUCACAUUGCAUCAAUAUGAUUCCUGCGAAUAUCACAAUGUAUCAAUAUGAUUCCUAUUGAUGUCACAUUGGAUCAAUAUGAUUUCUGCUGAUAACAUACUGGAUCAAUAUCAUUCCUGCUGAUAUCAUACUGGAUCAGUAUGAUUCCUGCUGAUAUCACAUUAGAUCAACAUGAUUCCUGCUGAUAUCACAUUGGAUCAAUAUGAUUCCUGCUGAUAUCACAUUAGAUCAACAUGAUUCCUGCUGAUAUCACAUUGGAUCAAUAUGAUUUCUGCUGAUAUCACAUUGGAUCAAUAUGAUUCAUGCUGAUAUCACACUCGAUCAAUAUGAUUCCUGUUGAUAUCACAUUGGAUCAAUAUGAUUCCUGUUGAUGUCACAUUGGAUCAAUAUGAUUCCUGCUGAUUACACAUUGGAUCAAUAUGACUAUUGCUGAUACCACAUUGGAUCAAUAUGAUUCUUGCUGAUAUCACAUUAGAUCAAUAUGAGUCCUGCUGAUAUCAUAUUGGAUCAAUAUGAUUCCUGCUGAUAUGAAAUUGGAUCAAUAUGAUUCCUGCUGAUAUCACAUUGGAUCAACACGAUUCCUGCUGAUAUCACAUUGGAUCAACACGAUUCCUGCUGAUAUCAUAUUGGACCGAUACGAUGCCUGCUGAUAUCACAUUGGAUCACUAUGAUUAUUGCUGAUAUCAAAUUAGAUCAAUAUGAGUCCUGCUGUCACAUUGGAUCAAUAUCAAUAUCGAUACUCCAGGCUGUAAAGUCGGUAACGCAUCAGAAGUGCGUUGUUGUAUGAAAAAAGCGAAGAUCUACUGUACUCCUAAAAUAAAUCGUAUUCGUUCCACUUGUUCCUUCGACUUUGCGUUUGAUAUCCAGGAAGCAAUAUCUUUUCUACUCGUAUCGGCCCUGUUGUACAUAAUGUGUCAUCCAAGAUGUUGAACAUAAUUUAUUGUUUCUAGUCGGCCUGCACGCGUCCUUCAAUGAACAAGCAGGAAGUUGGCCUUCUUUCUUUUCUUGCUUUUUCUCAAGCUGCUGUCUGUGUGUGUCUGUGUGGCUCCCCCUGCCUGUGAGAAGGUGUACUACAUGAAAAUGAUUGAUCACUGGCAUGAGCGUAAAUGCGACAGUUAUGAUCACUUUAUUGAUCCGAGCCCCACAUGGGAAAUACAUCAAUAAAAUAUCAUUUUAUACCUCUUUUUAAAUACAUGGAACAAUGAAUUGGGGUGCAUGAGAAAGUGGAAAGGAAAACAUAGCUGUCUUCAACUAAAGGGGUGCAAAAAAAAAAAAUCGGUUCACAUCCGAAUCGCGAUUCCAAAUCGAGUCAUCAUUUUCAAGAGAUUCGGUUUGAAUCAAGAAUCGAUUCUGAAUCUGAAUCGGAUCGAAUCGUUCGAUAACUAAAGAUUCACACCAUAUUAGGGGUGCACAAGAAAAAAUCAAUUCACAUCAUCCGAAUCGGGUUUCCUAUUGAUGGCGAUUCUGAAUCGAUUCAUAUUUUUUUUUAAACGAUUCACAAAAUGUGUAUUAUUUUUUAUUAAUUAUUUAAAUUUUUUGAAAACGUUUAUUAUAAUUAUUAGACCAAAUAACACAUUACGGGAAUCAGUUUGAAUCGAGAAUCGAUUCUGAAUCGGAAUCGGCUAGAAUCAUUCUGUGCCUAAAGAUUCACACCAUAUUAGGGUUGCACAAGAAAAAUGCAUUCACAUCAUCCGAAUCUGGAUUUUUAUUCAUGGCGAUUCUGAAUCGAUUCAUAAUUUUUGAAAAUGUAUAUUGUUUAUUUAUUAUUUUUAUUAAACAUUUUUGAAAAAGGUUAUUAUAAUUAUUAUACCAAAUAAAACAUUGCAAGAAUCGGUUUGAAUUGAGAAUCGAUUCUAAAUGUGAAUCGGAUCGAAUCAUUCGGUGCCUAAAGAUUCACACCAUAUUAGGGGUGCACAGGAAAAAAUCAAUUCACAUAAUCCGAAUCGGGUUUCCUAUUAAUGGCGAUUCUGAAUCGAUUCAUAAUUUUCGAAAAACGAUUCACAAAAUGUGUAUUAUUUUUUAUUAAUUAUUUAAAUUUUUUGAAAAAGGUUAUUAUAAUUAUUAGACCAAAUAACACAUUAUGGGAAUCAGUUUGAAUCGAGAAUUGAUUCUGAAUCUGAAUCGGCUCGAAUCGUUCAGUGCCUAAAGAUUCACACCAUAUUAGGGAUGCACAAGAAAAAUCAAUUUAUCCGAUCGGGAUUCUAAUUCAUGGCGAUUCUGAAUCGAUUCAUAAUUUUCAAAAAUUGAUUUAAAUUUUUUUUAUUAUUUUUUAUUUUUUUUAUUUAUUUUUAAAAAAUUCAAAGGUUAUUAUAAUUAUUAUACCAAAUAUGACAUUGCAAGAAUCUGUUUGAAUCGAGAAUCGAUUCUAAAUGUGAAUCGGAUCGAAUCAUUCGGUGCCUAAAGAUUCACACCAUAUUAGGGUCAUUCGAAUAGGGUUUCUUAUUAAUGGCGAUUCUGA